CAUGAACAUAAGCAACCUUCAAAAUGGAGUGGAAGUAGUUCAAAUAUUUGACCGAUUCUGACUUGGCUGUUAGUUUAAUCCCAGCCAUGUGGAAAACGACAAGAAGGAUUUCGCUGUCUGGUAGAUUGUGCUGCUUCCCCGAGGACCCUCUGGAGGACGUCGACGCUUGGAGCGAGUCGAUGGACAAUGUCCUCACAUGCCAAAAAGGCCGACUGGCUUUCCGGCAGUUCUUGCAGUCCGAGCACAGCGAGGAGAACAUCUUGUUUUGGCUUGCGUGUGAGGAGUACAAAAAAAUGAAGAACGUCCCGGAGAUGAUCUCUUCUGCCAACAGGAUCUACUUUGAAUUUGUCCAAACCGAAGCACCCAAACAGAUCAACAUUGAUUGCGGUACCAGGGACAAAAUAGCAACGAACAUCUCCCAGCCGACGCCGACUUCCUUCGACUCGGCGCAGAAGCUCAUCUACUCCCUGAUGGCGAGGGAUUGCUACCCGCGCUUCCUCAAGUCGGACAUCUACCGAGCACUCCUGAGGAAGAGGGACUUGAGGUGACUGUCGUCCAACUUUCCGAGCCGACGGACUCCCAGGCACGCAAAGUCGCCGCCGCCCUCUUCUUCUGUUGUGAUUUGACGCUGAAUGUCCGGAUUCUGGCCCCGCAAUGCGGCUGUGACUGGAGCAAAUGUUGACGUUCUCAACCCGUGUGAUUUGGGAGGCGCUCGCAGCCUUUAUUAUGCCUACGUUAUCUGUUUUAUUUAUUAACACAACAAAAGUGAGUAUUUGAAAAGACGGUGGGCUAAAAAUUGAAUUUUCUCAGCCCACAACACCAUCAAAAAGAACUCCCCAGAAGUAUUAUCAACGUUAUUCAAUUCAAUCAAAUCCAAAGGCGCACCAACACAUUCUGUUUCCAAAUAAAUGUGAUUUCUUUCCU
Molecule: messenger RNA, 924 nt
Organism: Syngnathoides biaculeatus (alligator pipefish)
Lineage: Eukaryota; Metazoa; Chordata; Actinopteri; Syngnathiformes; Syngnathidae
Product: regulator of G-protein signaling 21-like
Exons: 5
Coding region: 87-548 (153 amino acids)
Source: RefSeq, a predicted model, not a curated record